Molecule: messenger RNA, 2637 nt
Organism: Castor canadensis (American beaver)
Lineage: Eukaryota; Metazoa; Chordata; Mammalia; Rodentia; Castoridae
Gene: Cracr2a
Product: calcium release activated channel regulator 2A
Molecular function (GO): GTPase activity; calcium ion binding; GTP binding
Source: RefSeq, a predicted model, not a curated record
AGAUGAAGAAAUCAACAGAGUCCAUGGCUGCCCCAGACAGGAGGGUGGUCUCCAGUCCCCAGAGUCCUGGCCAGGGGCUUCAGAGGAACACGGCCCCCUUGGGUCCCCUGGACGACCAGGAGCGGGAGGAGGCUGAGGAGCGGAAGUCCGGCCAGCGGGCCAUGCUGAGGAAGGCACAGGAAUUCUUCCAGACCUGCGACACUGAGGGCAAAGGCUUCAUUGCCAGGCGGGACCUGCAGAGGCUUCACAAGGAGCUGCCCCUGAGCCUGGAGGAUUUGGAGGAUGUGUUCGAUGCCCUGGACACUGACGGCAAUGGCUUUCUGACCCUAGAGGAAUUCACUACUGGAUUUAGUCACUUCUUCUUCAGCCAGAAUAACCCAAAUCAGAAGGAGGAUGCAGCUGACCAGGUGGCCCGGCUCCGAGAGGAGAAGGUGUUCCAGUGCAGAGGGGAUGAGGAUCUGGGAGACAUGGACCAAGAUGAGGAAGUGCAGUUCCAGAUGCUGAUAGAUAAACUUGGGGCCCAGAAGGCUUUAGAAGACGAAAGCGACAUCAAGCAACUUUGGCUACAGCUGAAGAAGGACGAACCCCACUUACUGUCAAACUUUGAAGAUUUCCUGACUAGAAUCUUCUCCCAGCUCCAAGAAGCCCAUGAGGAGAAGAACGAGCUGGAGUGCGCCCUUAAAAAGAAAAUUGCUGCUUAUGAUGAAGAAAUCCAGCAUCUCUACGAGGAGAUGGAACAGCAAAUCAAGAGUGAGAGGGAGCAGUUUCUCCUGAAAGACACAGAGAGGUUCGAGGCUCGCAGUCAGGAGCUGGAAAAGAAGCUGUUGGCUAAGGAGCAAGAGCUGGAGCAACUCAACCAGAAGCAGAAAAGGCUGGAAGGCCAGUGCACAGCUCUGCAUAAUGAUAAGCAUGAAACCAAGGCUGAGAACACCAAGCUGAAACUCACCAACCAGGAGCUGGCCCAGGAGCUGGAGCGGACAGCCCGGGAGCUCCAGGAUGCUCAGCAGCAGCUGGAAAGCCUCCAGCAAGAGGCCUGCAAACUGCACCAGGAGAAGGAGAUGGAAGUGUACCGCGUGACAGAGAGCCUGCAGCGUGAGAAGUCUGGCCUCCUGAAGCAGCUGGACUUCCUGAGGGAAAGGAACAAACACCUCCGGGAUGAACGGGACAUAAGUUUUCAGAAAGAUAAGGCAGCCAAGGCAAACACAGCUGCUUCCAAGGCAAGCUGGAAGCAGAGAUCUGGCUCUGUGAUCGGCAAAUAUGUGGACGGCAGAGGAAUUCUUAGGAGCCAGUCAGAGGAGGAGGAGGAUGUGUUUGGUGUCUCAAGAAGGCGAAGCUCUCUGGGCCUGAGUGGAUACCCCCUUACAGAAGAGGAGCCAGGAACUGGGGAGCCGGGGACUGGGGGGCCACCCUGCAGGGCCCUCCGCAGAAUCAUCUCCAUUGAGGAAGACCCCCUGCCCCAGCUCCUGGAUGGUGGCUGUGAGCGGCCACUGAGCAAGUGCCCAGAAGAGGAGGAGGAGGAGGUAUCUGACCAAAGGACAGAAGGGCAAGCCCAGGGGACCCCAAACUUGGGACUCAGCCCCACAUCUCCCCGAGGGCAGCCUGUUGGAAAAGAAGCCCUCUAUAAGGAGGAGAGCUCUCUCUCUGCUCCAGACCGGCUCUUUAAGAUUGUGCUCGUGGGCAACUCUGCAGUGGGGAAGACGUCCUUCCUGCAGAGGUUCUGUGAGCACCACUUCUCCUCAGGCAUGGCGGCCACUGUGGGCAUCGAUUACCGCGUGAAGACGGUGACUGUGGAUGGCUCACGGGUGGCCCUGCAGCUGUGGGACACAGCUGGGCAGGAGAGGUAUCGCUGUGUCACCCAGCAGUUCUUCAGAAAGGCCGAUGGCGUCGUCAUCAUGUAUGAUCUCACAGCCAAGCAGUCCUUCCUGUCGGUUCGGCAAUGGCUGAACAGUGUGGAGGAAGCUGUGGGAGACCGUGUUCCCGUUCUUCUGUUGGCCAAUAAACUUGACAAUGAGAAGGAGCGGGAAGUUCCCCGGGGCCACGGAGAGCAGCUUGCCAAGGAGCACAAUCUGAUCUUCUACGAAUGCAGUGCCUAUUCUGGUCACAACACCAAAGAGUCCCUGCUUCAUCUGGCCAGGUUCCUCAAGGAGCAAGAAGACACAGUGAGAGAGGACAUCAUUCAGAUUGGCCCCCCUGUCAAGAAGAAAUCCUGCUGUGGCUGACAGGAGGCCUUCGGGGACUGGUCCAAGGUCACAGAGCUACCCCAAUCCCACACGUGGGCUCUUGUGUGGUGUCAUCUGGCAAGGGUCCCAGACCAUUGGUUGUGUGGGCGAUUUGCCUCCCCCAAGGAAAGGGAAGCAUGGGCCGUUAGCAGUGCUGCUCUUGGAACAUCUUGGAGUAUGCCCCUCCUUCUCUCCUAGACCCCAAAUGUCCAUUCCUUUGUUUUUCCCUCCAGCUUGGUUUCCUGGGGGAAAGAAACAGGUAGGCUUUUCCAGAAAAGCCACCAGCCUGCCUUCUCCACUCCCUUCUCUUCCCCUUGUCCAAUUGCACUGCAGUUGCCAUGGCAACUGUUCAGCGUCGACUGGCUGCUUCCUGCAGGCCAGGGUGGUACCAGUUGCCCAAGGCCAGGUUCUCUAGAGG